AUGCAUGUGUUCACCAAGCUUCAUUUCAUCGCCGCUCUUGGCUCUAUUCUUGUGGUUAAUUUUACCAUGGCCGCACCGCUCUCCAGCGAUAGCCUGGAGGUCAUGGAACGGUCCGAAGGCGUCAGUUCGGACGUCUAUGCCAUCGACGGCAUCGACGCUGCCGACCUGGAGAACCUGGAGAUGGAAGAGGACCUGAGCAUCUCCGAGUUAGCCCAUAAAGGCAAGGAGAAGGCUAAAUCUGUCGCGAAGAAAGUCGAGUCAGGAGCGAAGAAGGCCAAGUCUGGUGUCAAGAAAGUAGCGACUGUUGCGAAACCUUUUAUUGACACUGCGGCUGAUAUUGCUCAGUUUACACCUUUUGCUCCAGAGGCAGCUAUCAUCCACACAAUCGUUGAGUAUGUUGUUUUUGGCCGUGUGGAGUAUGCAGAUAUAAUGGAAUGGAAAAGUGUUGAACUGAACUAA
Molecule: messenger RNA, 459 nt
Organism: Psilocybe cubensis
Lineage: Eukaryota; Fungi; Basidiomycota; Agaricomycetes; Agaricales; Agrocybaceae
Exons: 4
Coding region: 1-459 (152 amino acids)
Source: RefSeq, a predicted model, not a curated record